GCGCUGGCGACCGGAGAGAUAAAUGGCUUUGUUUACUUUUUGUGGCGUGCAUUUGGUAUAAGACUGCAGAGACCUCUGGUCUGAUGUAGUCUGGUCUUUUCUUUUCUUUAGCGUGUUUCUAAUGCAACGAUAUGGAUCUAAAAGACUCGGGAAGCGUCGUUUUGACCGCCUACCAUUCAUUCACUCCUUCCAGGAUUCAUCUGGCGGAGGAGAGCUAUGCGCCGCUCGCGACCACUCACUCUCCCGUUAGCAGGAAAGUGCAGCAUCGGGUCUUAACGAGGAUGAGUGCAACAGGGGCAAUGCCUCCCUCCCCUCCGGAGCGGUCCAUGUCCCGAGACUCGCAGGACUCCAUGGAAGACUACUGGAGUGAGGUGAGGAACAUCGAGGAGGAUUGCCAAGGAGGCCAGGAGGAGAUGAUCGAGAGGAGCAGCAUGGAUGAAGUGGAGCUGGAGGAAGCAUGGCUGCAUGAAGCUGGUCUCUCCACGCUGGUGUCUGGAACUUUGACCGACAGCCCUGCCGAGGCUCUCCUCUCCACGCUCACCCGCUCUCAGGCUGCCAUGGUGAAGAAACGUCUGGACAACUACACACAGACCAUGCGCAAGAGGAACAAGCAGCCCAUUCGGCACGUCCGAGAUGUCUUCUCCACCGCAGACACCUCGACUGCUGAACACACACCCCCAGUGUCCUCAAAUGGCCAGAUUGCACCAAAGCUACCCCACUGGACGCCCCCUAAAGCUCAUCAGCCAUGCCAAGCCUUCCGGCCGGUGGAGAGCAGUGUAAAGGAGUGUCAAAUGGAGGUAUAUAUCUUGUCUUUUGAGGAGCCGUACUCUGAGGGUGUGACGGCUCAUCGGAAGGGCCGCGACUGCCAUGACUGCCAGAGGAUCAGGAAAGGGGACAAGGAUUUACCUAAGUUUCAGAUAGUGACACCCAAGCAGGGGCUGACCAGAGUGCAUGACCUGUCCUCUGAAGAUAUCAAGAAGAUUGCCUGCAUCAGUCUGAUAGAGCUAACUACCUUUUAUGAUGCCCUGGGCAUUGAGCUGAAGAGGAACCGGAUGGUCCGGAGCAAGGUGCGGGAAACGGGCAUAUUUGGAGUUCCUCUCACUACACUGUUGGAAAAUGACCAAAAGAAAUUUCCUGGCUCCAAAGUUCCCCUUGUCUUCAAAAAGCUGCUGUCUAAACUUGAGCAGACAGGGCUCCAAACAGAAGGAAUUCUUAGAGUGCCUGGCUCCGCCUCUAGAGUAAAGCACUUGCGGCAGGAGCUGGACACAAAGUUUUAUGAGGAUCGCUUUGACUGGGAGCAGGUGAGACACAACGAUGCUGCUGGUCUGCUGAAGAUGUUCAUCAGGGAGCUGCCACAUCCUCUGCUCACGCAGCAGCACAUGCCUGCCUUCACCGCCGCUCAGAAUAUCCCAUCAACCAAACACCAGCUGCAGGCCCUCCACCUCCUCAUCCUGCUUCUGCCUGAAGUGAACAGAGACACACUGAAGGCUCUGUUGGAGUUCCUAAAUAAGGUUGUGGCCUAUGAGGAGAAGAACCGCAUGAGUUUGUGGAACGUAUCCAUGAUCGUUGCGCCGAAUCUCUUCACCUCCCGAGACAAGACGACCAGGCAGGAGGAGAUGCAGGGAGCAGCAGGAGCAGCUCAUCUGGUCCGUCUGCUCAUCAUCUAUCAGGACCUGCUGUGGACGGUGCCCUGUUUCUUAAUUUCUCACGUGCGGAAGAUGAACGAGGCUGCCAUGAGCAAAAAGACACCCAGCUCAGAGAAGACAAAGAGGAAACUGUUGAGAAGACGCAACACAGAUAGGGAGAAAGAGAAGAGUGAGGUCACUGACCUUCGUGAAGGUGUUAUCAGAGUGCAGGCACCACUUCAUGCCAAAGUCUCUAUGGCUAUUCAGUUGGACAACGAGACAAGGGCACGUGAUGUAAUGGCCCGCUUUGAUUUUGAGAAUGGGCAAGGGUCUCGAAGUCUCAGUAGAAGACAGAAGUGCUUUUUGUUUGAGGUCGGAGGGAACAUAGGUGAGCGCUGUCUUCAUCCAGACACUCACUUACUGGAGGUGUACCGUGUGAAUCCCCACUGCGAAUGGAUCUUAAAGUCCAGAACAACCUGAGGAUGUAUGGACUAUAGCACGAGGUCAGCUAAGGAUCCCACAGCUGCGGCUCCUUUGUGGUCAUCCCAGUACAAGGCUUAUGAGAAUGGCGAAAAUGAUGUAUAUGGCGUAGCUUUUUCCACAACACUUAAAACAAGUUCUCAGCGGUGGAGCCUGAGAAUUUACUGAGAUCCUCAACCGAUGCUUGUUUUCCCCUUCUCAAAAGGUUUUAGAAGGAUUGUGACUUAUCCUUCCAAAAUAUGUAAACCUUAGAGUAGAAAUCUGGAUUCCAGACUGCAGCUCUCUCUGAAAAGGGGGCCUUUAUCGUUUGUUUUUCUCCAAGGCUUGCGUCACACAUGAUCAACACAACGCAAUGCUGGCCAUUGGGAUUGUUUUGUUGCCAAAAAACGUGUGCUCUUAUCUACAGAGGCCUUUAAUGGUUUAAGGCUUCUGUGGAAGCAUGUUUUCCCUUUGCCUACAAGGCCUCAAAAAAAAAAGCAUGUACAUAUAAUAUUUAUACAACUAAUUUAUCCUGCUGUCUUGUGAUUUUACCAUGUAAACCAUGAGUGGUUUUGUAUUAUUUGCAUAUGCUGCAUGCUUAAAAUGAAGCCAUCUGAAUAUAUGACAUGUUUAGGUACAGUAUAAAGAUGGUCAUAUAAUGAUUAUUAUUACUGUCAUUACCUCCUGGUGAAAGGCAAGUGAACAUUUAUUGCCAAGUUAAAACGUGCUGAUGUGGACUGAGUGGCUGCAUGAGAUAGAAACUGGAUUACGCACAUGCGAAGGCAGUGGAGACUGUACACAAGAUGUUCUAGGCACUACAUUAAAACUUGUUGCACAGUAACCUGUGGAUUUACAGUACAAAUGAAACACUCUUGACCACUUGGCAACUCGAGGCAGCCAAACAGGCUCUUAUCAUGUGAGGAGUUGGGUUUCUGCGCCGGAGCGUUUGGAUCACUGUGGCUGGCCUGGGUUUGCCUGAAUGAACUGAUAAGGACUGGUAUUACUUUACUCUGUGAGCUCAGUUUCCUGCUAAACCUAGAGCCAGGUUAAAAAAGGAAGCCCUAUGUAGAGUUUGGUCCAAGAUCAGGCUCAGUCUGCAUCCAAACUACAUCUCCACUGAUUGCCAACGCUAUGAUCACUGUUGCUUUUGUAGUUAAGUAUUGUUCUGAAUUUAAAACGGAGGAAGUAAUUGCACCUGUAACUGUUCUUUUUUGUACUAUGUCAGAAAACAGUGUAAGCAUUGACUUUUUUUUGUAAACUGUUAUGUGUAUUGUACUCUGUGUGUUCCAUACAAAUGAUUUUUAUUUUGUUUUGUAUUAACAUUAUUAUGACCCUGCCAA
Pygocentrus nattereri (red-bellied piranha) is the source of this 3424-nucleotide messenger RNA. It is a transcript of the gene arhgap28, whose product is annotated as Rho GTPase activating protein 28. The coding region runs from base 132 to 2105 and encodes 657 amino acids. Lineage: Eukaryota; Metazoa; Chordata; Actinopteri; Characiformes; Serrasalmidae. Gene Ontology annotation, cellular component: cytoplasm. Gene Ontology annotation, biological process: regulation of actin filament polymerization; negative regulation of stress fiber assembly; signal transduction. Gene Ontology annotation, molecular function: GTPase activator activity. The record is from RefSeq and is a predicted model, not a curated record. The transcript is spliced from 15 exons.